Molecule: messenger RNA, 1001 nt
Organism: Phlebotomus papatasi
Lineage: Eukaryota; Metazoa; Arthropoda; Insecta; Diptera; Psychodidae
Product: transmembrane protein 192
Exons: 4
Coding region: 205-918 (237 amino acids)
Cellular component (GO): late endosome; lysosomal membrane
Source: RefSeq, a predicted model, not a curated record
CCAGUUUCCAUUGUUUUGACUCGCCCCCCGGCGUUCCCCGUCAGUGGAAUUUUAUUUUCAAUUUGCAAAGUGAUUCAUAAUUUUCUCCGUCGCAUCGCAAAAACAACACAAAAACCAUAUUUUGGCUGGUUUAAGUUUACAUUUCGAGAAAAUCUACAAGUCUGUCGCUGUCAAUAACUUGAGACAAAGACAAAAACAGAAGCAAUGGAUUUGGAACCUGUGUUGGGGGAAGAGAAUGGCAAUGAUAAUUUCAGGCCAUUGAAAACCAUCCCGGUUUUUAGCUUCCAUUUGCUCGUGUCCACGAUGAUCUCCUUCAUCGGGGUGGGCAUGGCUAUUGUCUUCCCGGAGAACAAACGAUGCGAAGCCUACUUUUUGAUGCUGUACUUAAGAGCAAUAUUCUGGGUUGUGACUUUGCUAUUUGAUCAUGUGAUAAAGUAUCACCACGAUAAGCUGCGAAUGAAUGGUUUUCAUGAUUUCCAUCGAGCCACAGCUGUCCAUAAGUCUGUGCCUUUCUACUUGGUCUCUCUCUGGAAUACGGCCAUUAUGACCAUCCAGACGCUGAUGCAGCACUAUUAUGGUGAAGACUUUGGCGAGCAUUGCAUUCAGAGCUUUUUCUCGCCAAUUGUCUACAUCAGUGCUUUCUCAGCACUGGAAACAGGCAUCUUGGCUGUUAUCCAUGGAUUCUACAUUGCCCGGGUGGUUCGGUUCAAUAGGGCCAGACCACUUCCGGACGCCAUGAGGGGCUCUUUCGAGAGUGGCAGCUCUGUGGGGCUGACACAACGAAAUGCCGAUGUGGCGGAAUUGCUGGAAAAGCAGGCUGAUCUCAUCUCCUUCCUGCAAGAUCACAAUCUCCGGCUCAAUCAGCGCCUCAUGCAGAUGAACUCUGAAGUGAGGACUAUCACACUUCCACCAUCUUAAAUCACUUCCAUACCAUCAUCAUCUUUCUUAUACUUUGUAUAUUAAUCACCAGUAUAAUAAGAUUCCUAUUGACCAAAAAAAAA